Messenger RNA from Macadamia integrifolia, 1008 nucleotides. Its product is annotated as two-component response regulator 24-like. The record is from RefSeq and is a predicted model, not a curated record. The coding region runs from base 130 to 645 and encodes 171 amino acids. The transcript has 3 exons. NCBI's taxonomy places the organism in Eukaryota, Viridiplantae, Streptophyta, Magnoliopsida, Proteales, Proteaceae. Gene Ontology annotation, biological process: phosphorelay signal transduction system.
AUUAUCAUCGAUAGGUGUUGUGGAGUUUCUUCUCAAGUGAGCUAGAAAGCACAAGGAGGUAGUCUUCUUCCAUUCUAAAUCCUAGCAAGAGUGUGUGUUGAUACAUUUUCUUCCAAGCUGGAAGCAAAAAUGAGAAGGCCCACUUCAAGGAACUCAAAACCCGCGAACGAUGCUUCAACAUUGAGGGCUUCAACCUCGAGAACUCUCACAAUAGCAGAAGUCCAAAACUUUGUCCUAAAGAACAGGGUAACUGCUUUAGUAGUGGACGAUGCCUUCAUUGGUCGAGAUUAUCACAAGAGGCUUCUCACCAAUCUUGGAGUAGAAACCCGAGAAGUAAGCAAUGGCCAAGAUGCAGUGGCUCUGUGUCGCGAAGGGGAUUUUUUCCAUCUUAUCCUCAUGGAUAUGGAGAUGCCAAUAAUGAAUGGAACUCAGGCAACAAGGUUGCUGAGGGAGAUGGGUUGUGAAAGCAUGAUCGUUGGAGUCACAGCCCAUAGUAAAGAAUGGGAAGUGAGACAGUUCAUGGAUGCUGGCUUAGAUGAUUAUCUAGAGAAGCCCCUGACUUUUGAGAAUAUUUUCUCUGUCAUCCGUGACAUAGAUGACUGUCUCUCUACCAUCAACCUAGAUGAUGAUGAUCAGAACCUCUAACUCUUUUGUUUUUUAGAAACCCUUUUAGUGUAUCAUCUCAUUGUAUCUUAUAAUAUGAAGGAGUUUCAAAUAAUGCAAUAUUUUUCUAUUCUUUUUUUCUUUUUUUUCUAACGAGGAACUCCACGAAUUUACCUGAUUUACGAUUUAAGCCUACAAUUUAGUCGUGGUUAUACAUAGUCACACCUAACCAGUGUAACAAAUCAGUCGUGAGAAGACUCGAGCUAACUAGAUGAUGGCGAUAAUCAGGACCUUUUAAUUUUUUUUUUCCUGGAAAUUCUUUUUGUUGUAUCAUCUCAUUGUAUCUUGUAAUAAAGAGUUUUGAAUAAAGUAUAUUCUUAAAUAAAGCAAUGCUUUUCUAUUUAA